Messenger RNA from Acipenser ruthenus (sterlet), 4566 nucleotides. Its product is annotated as contactin-5. Gene Ontology annotation, biological process: axon guidance; brain development; cell-cell adhesion. Gene Ontology annotation, cellular component: axon; plasma membrane. Gene Ontology annotation, molecular function: cell-cell adhesion mediator activity. The transcript has 24 exons. NCBI's taxonomy places the organism in Eukaryota, Metazoa, Chordata, Actinopteri, Acipenseriformes, Acipenseridae. Bases 495 to 3785 code for a protein of 1096 amino acids. The record is from RefSeq and is a predicted model, not a curated record.
CACUGACUAACACAAGACAAGUGUUCAGAGUCUGCACACAGCAGAAACCGUGUGGCUGGCAGAGCGCGCUGGAGCAGCCGGGACUGUACGCAAGUGAAGCUAACGGCACCUGGCUUUAUAUUGCUACCAGUAUUUUAUAACACUAUAUAGUCAUCGACAGAUAGAAGGAGGGCUGGCUGGAGCAAACAGAAGGGACGAUUAAAGUGAGACGCCAGCAAACAGAGGAGCUCUUAGGUCUGAACCGAAGGAUGUACUGCUUGUGUCUGCUCGUCAGUUAGAUACAGUGGACUCCCCCUGGAUAUAAGCAACUCUGCCAUUCCGUGUCGUCCCACCAGGCUGGAAGGCUAUUUGAUCGCUGGAUCAUUAAAGCUCGCAAGACGAAACCAGGGCAGAAGUAAAAGCCCACAAUUCUGAAUACAGCUCAGCUUUAAUGAAGAAGCAUCAAAUCUGCUAACCAUCUCACUAAAGGGGACACAAGACCCUGAAAACUAAGCAUGGGGUCGCCAUGGAAACCGCUUCUCCUCUUGUCAGUCAUUGGAGGCCUUUCAGAAUUUUGUGAAGCCGUUGCUGGGCGGCCUGUCUCGUAUGCUGCUUUUUUAAGAAUUAAGCCGGACAGUUCAUCUGCUUUUCUCAAUUCAAAGAGCAGACCUCGCUACUCCAGUCACCGGUCUUCAGCAUCGAAUGGGUGGCAGGCACUCUCCAAUCAACAUUUGUCUUCAAAGAAUGCAUUCUAUCUUUCUGAUGCUUUGCAACAGGAUGAAACUCAGGAGUUUGGGCCUGCAUUUCUUCAGGAACCUGACAACACCAUCUUUGCUCUUGGUUCUGAAGAGAAGAAGGUUACUUUAAACUGUGAAGCCCGAGGAAACCCACCCCCGAUGUACAGAUGGCUUUUCAAUGGAACGGAAAUAGACAUCACCAUUGAUUACCGAUACAGUCUCAUCGACGGCAACUUGAUUAUCAUGAAUCCCAAUGAAGUGAGGGAUUCUGGGAAAUACCAGUGCUUGGUCACGAACAGCUUUGGUACCAUCAUCAGCAGGGAUGCCAUGCUGCAGUUUGCUUAUCUCGGGAACUUCAGUGGGCGGACGAGAGGAGCGGUGUCAGUGCGUGAGGGACAGGGGGUGGUCCUGAUGUGCUCUCCGCCACCUCAUGCUCCAGAGAUCACACACAGCUGGGUUUUUAACGAAUUCCCCUUAUUUGUGGCCGAGGACAGCCGUCGAUUCAUCUCCCAGGUAACAGGGAACCUAUACAUCUCCAAAGUGCAGCCCUCAGAUGUCGGCAGCUACAUCUGUCUGGUGAAGAACACUGUGACCAGCGCCAGGGUGCUGAGCCCUCCGACACCACUGACAUUGAAAACAGACGGUAUAAUGGGAGAAUAUGAGCCUAAAAUUGAGGUUCAUUUUCCGUUGACAGUUACUGCUGCCAAGGGGGUCACUGUAAAGCUGGAGUGCUUUGCUUUAGGGAACCCUGUUCCCACGAUCUCGUGGAGGAAGGUGAACGGGAACAUACCCAACAAGGCGAGGUUGCGUAAGUCCCAGGCCGUCCUGGAGAUCCCAAACGUGCAGUUGGACGACUCUGGGACGUACGAGUGCAAAGCAGAGAACUCUCGAGGAAAGAACAUCUUCCGAGGGCAGCUCCAGGUGUACACUUAUCCUCAGUGGAUUUGGAUGAUUAAUGAUACCCAGCUAGACAGCGGAGAGCAGCUCCAUUGGGACUGCAAGGCUACAGGGAAGCCACGACCCAGCUACCGCUGGCUCUGGAACGGUGCACCGCUGCUGUCACGGAACAGAACGGAGAUGGUCAAUGGUGAGCUGCUGAUAAAGAGUCUACAUCAGUCGGAUGCUGGGAUGUACCAGUGUGUGGCAGAGAAUAAACACGGAGCCAUUUAUUCCAGUGCAGAGUUGAAGAUUUUAGCUUCUGCUCCCAGUUUCCAGUCAAUCCCAGAAAGGAAAAUAGUCACAGCGAUUGUUGGUAAAGAUAUCAUUCUUGAGUGUAAACCUCAAGCAUCUCCAAAACCAGACAUCACCUGGAAAAAAGGAGACCGGAGAAUUCCUCCAAACAAGAGGAUUUCAGUUGUGGAGGAUAACAGUCUCAGGAUUGUGAAUUCUACCAAAUCCGACGAGGGCAGCUAUGUAUGCCGAGGGGAGAAUCAGUUUGGCUCAGCUGAGAUGACAACUACAGUGCGGGUGAAAGAGCCCACACGGAUGCAGCUUGCACCGACCCGAAUGGAGGUUACAGUGGGUGAAAGUGUGGUCCUCAACUGCAAGGCCUUUCACGACCCCUCCCUGGAUGUGUCGUUUCUAUGGUUACAGAACAGAGAGCCUAUCAACUUUCACAAAGAGGGAGGACAUUUUGAAAACAUUGGUGCACAGGCCUCCUCUGCUGAUCUAAUGAUCAGAAACAUCCUUCUAAAGCACGCUGGGUGGUAUGGCUGCCGGGUUCAAACCAGUGCCGACUCACUGAUGUCGGAAGCUGAGCUGCUUGUAAGAGGUCCUCCGGGCCCUCCAGGGAUUGUGAUUGUGGAAGAAAUCACAGAUACCACUGCAACACUCUCCUGGAGUUGUGGGGUAGAUAAUCACAGUCCAAUCAGCACCUAUAAUUUACAGGCUAGGAGCCCUUUUUCAUUAGGAUGGCAGACUGUGAAAACAGAGCCUGAUCCUGUCACUGGAGAUAUGGAAUCGGCUAUGGCAGUGGAUCUGAACCCCUGGGUAGAAUAUGAAUUCCGGGUGGUAGCGAGUAAUGGUAUUGGGACAGGAGACCCAAGUGCCCCCUCUAGGGUUGUCAGAACCAAUGAAGCAGUUCCAUCAGUGGCCCCAGCAAAUGUGAGUGGGGGAAGUGGCCGGAGACAUGAACUGGUUAUAACUUGGGAGCCAGUGUCAGAAGAAUUUCAGAACGGUGAAGGCUUUGGGUACAUUGUGGCUUUCAGAGCCAAUGGCACGCGAGGAUGGAAAGAGAAAAUGGUGACAUCAGCAGACGCCUCAAAGUUCAUCUACCGGGAUGAGACUGUCCCCCCUCUGACUCCCUUUGAGGUGAAGGUCGGAGUUUAUAACAACAAAGGGGACGGGCCCUUCAGCAACAUUGUCACAGUCUACUCAGCCGAGGGAGAACCCAGGGAAGCCCCUUCGGAUGUUAAAGCUGCCAGUGUGUCUUCCUCUGAGAUCAUGGUAGUAUGGAGGCCUCCAAAUCUAGCCCCAGGAAGACCAAAGAAUUAUGAGGUGAACUAUUGGAAGGACAUGGAGCAGGAAGAAUCUGGGCAGAGAAUGAAAACCCCUGGAAAUGAAACAUCCAUCUUACUGACAGGGUUAGAGGGAAACACCUUGUAUCACAUCACCGUGAAGGGCUACAACAGUGCCGGCCAGGGGCCAGCAAGCACAGCUGUGCGUGCAAAAACCAAGAAAUCACCUCCCAGUCAAGCACCUGGCAAUCUCAUGGGGAUACAAGAUGGAGAUCGCGUGUCACUUGGAUGGGAGGCAGUCAAGCCUCUUGACAAUGAAUCGGAUGUGAUGGGGUACAAGGUCUUGUUUAGACAAGAGGGCCAGAGCAGCAGUGAGGUGAUUGAGACGAACAUCUCCUCUGCCGUGGUUCCACUGUCAGAUGGAGGGAUUUAUAUCAUUGAGGUGCGAGCAUUCAGCGAGGGAGGAGAGGGAACAGCCAGCUCACAAAUCAGAGUACCUGUAUCGUCAGGUGUCAGAGUUCCAAACCACCAAAGUUCUGUGCACAGUAUAUCCACUUGUUCAGCAACAGUGACCAUUCUCUUAGUUUUUGUCAUUCCUUCAGCAUCAUGGUGAGAGAGGUUGACCAGCUCUAAAGACAGUACUGGGGUGGACCUCUUUAUACCCGAAGAAGAAGCUGGCUUGCUUGGCCUUAUCCACUGCAGACCCGGAAGCAUAGCAUUGGGGACAGCCUGCUAAAAAGGAGGUGUCAGAAAAGUCAUUUCUUCCCUGUUUUUUCCCCUGGUCUUUCCAAUAUCGUUUUAGCAUUGUACUGCACAUUGUGUGGAAACAGUUAUUGGUUCCGGUAAACUAGCUUUUGCAUUUCCCUCUCAUCAGAUGAACUACAAAUCCCGUGCUUAGAUUUGAAGCCCAGUCAAAUGGUCUGUUAAAACUACUGUACUUUUAAAAUGAUUGUCUUGAGGCUUUUUAAAAUGGCUCUCUUUGUCCGUGAGUUGUAUUGUUUCCCCUUAGCUCUGAGAAACAGAAGGAGGAGGAACUCUUUAGAAACAAGUGCAUUGUUUUCUUAUUCAAAAAAAAGUAAGAUUUUGUAUCGUAUAAGAGGUCUAACUAUUUAAAAAUUCACUUUUUGUACUUUGUGUUACCUUUAGUAAGUGAUGUGCGUACUGGCUACUUUAACAUUGUGUUUCUCUAAUAGCCAAUGACACUAGGUAAGCCUGGCGAAACCAAUGACUAAGGACUGCUGGAUAAAGAACUGUUACCUAUAGUGCCCCAAUUAGAAGACAGUGACAUGACUCUGUGGCAAAGCUUAUGAUGUCUCAAAAUACCAAUAAAUGUGCUGUUUAUUUUUAAUUGGAUGACAAUGCCUUUUCUUUAAAAAAAAAAACAAAAAAAACAA